Molecule: messenger RNA, 1209 nt
Organism: Plasmodium gonderi
Lineage: Eukaryota; Apicomplexa; Aconoidasida; Haemosporida; Plasmodiidae
Exons: 1
Coding region: 1-1209 (402 amino acids)
Source: RefSeq, a predicted model, not a curated record
AUGAAUUCAGCACUUGUCAUAGUCGUCUUUAUGUUCUUGUCAUCGAUACACCAAAUAUGGAAGACAGAAUGCUUGAAAAAGGUGAGCAUGUUGAAAUCUCAAAUGACAAAAAAUGGAAUUUGGAAACUCCCAAUCGUUUCAUCAUCCAGAAAUAGGAAAAAGAAGUAUGCCAAUUGCAACGUACAUAUUUUUAAAAGAAUAAAGAAGCCCAUAAAACAUUACGCUUUUCAAGAUUUAGUAUAUUCAAAUAAAAAAAAAAAAAUUGUGAAUUUAAUUUACUUAGAUAUAAUAAAUAAAGAUAAGGAAAAAAUAACUGAGAAACUAAAAAGAAUUGUUCAGAAACAAGAAAGAUUGAAUUUCCCAUUACAUUUUAGCGAGAGCAUACAUUAUUUUCACACGAAUUUUAUGUAUUACUGUAUGCUGCAGAAAAUCCUAAUUUUGAACCCAUAUAUAUUAUCCAUACUUAAAAAAGUUCAUAAAAUUUUUUGUCAUAAAUUCAAUAUGAAUAUAUUGAACAAAAUAAUAUUUAAUAUAUCUAUGUUUGAAAAGAAGUAUAUAUGGAAUCAAGUAAAAAUUGAUAGACUUUUUAUAAACAUGUUAAAGAAGCAUCAUAGAAAAAUACGGACCCAAAUAGAUGAUUUCUUAAAAAAGAAUGAAUAUUAUUGCUAUAUCAUGGAGAAGAAUGGAUACAUUAAAAGAUCAACAAUUGAUGAUAGUCAACUUUCAUCUGCACUAAGUAAUAUAUAUGGCGUCCAAUUUUAUCACCUUUUUGAAGAACAUUUUUUUAAAAAAAGUAUUAACACUAUUAUGAAGCUGAUUAACACUAAUGUUCAAUUUAUCCUUUUAAAAACUUUUAUUAGUGAUAGAUAUUCAGCACAACAAAUUUUGUACACUUAUAAAACAUUUUUCACAUUAACAAUUCAGAAAAAUACCAUCGCUAUUUUUAGUCCAUUUGUAGAAACUGAACAAAUGAAAAAAAAUUUGUCGAACAUUUUGGAUGAAACAGUAAAAAGACAACUCAAUGUCGACAUACCCAAUUUAAAAAUGAUGAAUAUGAUAAAUUUGUGUUUUAUAAUGACCAAUCUUCUAUUGAAUAAACUCAUACAAAUGUUGUUCUAUCUUAUUAUGUUGUAUAUAAAAAAAAAAAUUCACCAAGGGGGGGGAGGAGGGUUGUUCAUGCGUGUUUUAAAUUCACUUUCAUUUGGUUAA